GCGGCGCGGCGAGGCCGAGGCGGUCGGGGCCCGUUUCAAACCGGCGGUCGCUGGGCCGCGGCCCGGCGCGAGAUGGCGGAGAGCGACAAGGCGGAGGCGGCCGCGCCGCGCCGAGCCGAGGAGACGGCCGGCCAGGCGCCACAGCCACCGCCGCAGCAACAGCAGCAGCCGGCACCGCAACAACAGACGCCGCAACAGCCGCCGCAGGAUGAGGAGGCGGCGGCGGCCGCGGCACCCGGUGGCGGCGCGGGCAGCGCAAAUGGCGUCAAAAUGGAUAAUGAUGAGACAGCAAAAGAAGGGAAAGCACCUGUGAAAGAAAAGUUUGUUGCAAAAGCAAAGGCAAUCCCUUCUCUUGGAAACAAGAAUAAAUUCCAUCCCUAUGCAAAGGAGAAGAAUGCAGGCUCUGGAGACAAGAAGGCUGUUAAUCGCAACAGAGUUUUUAUUAGUAACAUCCCAUAUGACAUGAAAUGGCAAGCUAUUAAAGACCUGAUGAGAGAGAAAGUUGGUGAGGUUACAUACGUGGAGCUGUUUAAGGAUGCUGAAGGAAAAUCAAGGGGUUGUGGUGUGGUUGAAUUCAAAGAUGAAGAAUUUGUUAAGAAGGCAUUAGACACUAUGAACAAAUAUGAUCUUAGUGGAAGACCCCUGAAUAUUAAAGAGGAUCCUGAGGGGGAACAUGCUCGUAGGGCACUGCAGCGGGGAGGAGGGCAGUUUCCAGGAGGACAUGGACCUGAUGCGGCACCUGGAAUGAUGAAUUUACCACCUUCUAUUCUCAAUAAUCCAAACAUUCCUCCUGAGGUUAUCAGUAAUUUGCAAGCAGGCAGGCUUGGAUCCACGAUUUUUGUUGCCAAUCUUGACUUCAAAGUUGGCUGGAAGAAACUGAAGGAGGUAUUCAGCAUUGCUGGAACUGUGAAGCGUGCAGACAUCAAAGAAGAUAAAGAUGGCAAGAGUCGAGGAAUGGGGACAGUUACCUUUGAACAAGCAAUUGAAGCUGUUCAAGCAAUAUCUAUGUUCAAUGGACAAUUCCUGUUUGAUAGACCCAUGCAUGUAAAAAUGGAUGACAAAUCAGUUCCUCAUGAAGACUUCCGUGUUGUGGACAGCAAAAGCUCACAAUUACCUCGUGGUCUUGGUGGCAUUGGUAUGGGACUUGGACCAGGCGGACAGCCCAUCAGUGCAACACAGCUGAGCAUGGGUGGUGGAAUGGGGAGCAUGGGUCCAGGAGGUAUGGGAAUAGACGGCCCAGGAUUUGGUGGAAUGAGUAGAAUGGGAGGCGGACUUCCUGGAUUUCGUGGAAUGGAAGGAAUGCCUAACAUGGGAGGAUUUGGAGUCAACCGAAUGGGAGAAAUGUUCCGUGGUGGAAUGGGAGCAAACAUGGAAAGAGAAUUUGGUCGUGGUGACAUGGCAUUGAACCGUGGUUUUGGAGAGUCUUUUGGAAGAAUGGGUGGUGCAAUGAUUGGUGUUUUUGCAGGAGGAAUGGGAGCACCUAGCAUGGGCCCAGUAAGAUCUGGAAUGAGUGGUGGAAUGGGUGGUAUGAACAAUAUGGCAGGAGGAAUGGGAAUGGAUCGGAUGGGUUCUGGUUUUGAUCGAAUGGGACCAGCCAUGGGUGGAGGCCUGGACAGGAACAUGGACAUCGAUCGAGGAUUUGUGCCUGGCCCCAUGGGAGGUGGCAUGAGAGAGAGAUUAGGCUCUAAAGGCAACCAGAUAUUUGUGAGAAAUCUUCCUUUUGACUUGACCUGGCAGAAGCUAAAGGAGAAAUUCAGUCAAUGUGGUCAUGUAAUGUUUGCAGAAAUAAAAAUGGAGAAUGGAAAAUCCAAGGGCUGUGGAACAGUCAGAUUUGACUCACCAGAAUCUGCUGAAAAGGCCUGUAGGAUAAUGAACGGCAUAAAAAUCAGUGGCAGAGAAAUUGAUGUCCGCUUGGAUCGCAAUGCAUAAUUUAAAACUUUGUGUUCAGGAACAUUCCUAUGUCUGUUUAGCUUCUCUGUCUUAGUAAGUCAUUUUUAGUAACAUUGUAUGCUUACAAAAGCUGUAAAAAGGAACUUUUAAAUCCCACCAGCCUUUAACAGUAUAGUGUUUAAUAUACUGUGAUACUUGUUAACUGAAUCUUACUAUGUUUGGUUUUUAAAGACAAUUCGCCUGAUUUUUGUUGUUUUUUUAGAGGCGCUGAGCACCUGCAGGUCCCUAUAGACUAGGGAUGCUUUGGAUGCUCAGUGCCUUUGGAAAAUUAGGCCAAGUGUCUCUAGUCAUUCAGUUUAAAUGAAUGGUUAUACUGUUUUUAAUAAAAUAAGCCAUUUUCUCUGUUAA
Molecule: messenger RNA, 2298 nt
Organism: Vidua macroura (Pin-tailed whydah)
Lineage: Eukaryota; Metazoa; Chordata; Aves; Passeriformes; Viduidae
Gene: MYEF2
Product: myelin expression factor 2
Exons: 17
Coding region: 73-1929 (618 amino acids)
Biological process (GO): regulation of mRNA stability involved in response to oxidative stress
Cellular component (GO): cytoplasm; post-mRNA release spliceosomal complex; nucleus
Molecular function (GO): mRNA binding
Source: RefSeq, a predicted model, not a curated record